Molecule: messenger RNA, 1517 nt
Organism: Suillus subaureus
Lineage: Eukaryota; Fungi; Basidiomycota; Agaricomycetes; Boletales; Suillaceae
Exons: 8
Coding region: 9-1517 (502 amino acids)
Source: RefSeq, a predicted model, not a curated record
CGACAAAGAUGGAUAAUUAUUCAAAAUACGUCCCAAGUUCUUCUCCCUAUUCUUCACCGUAUUCCAACGAUGUUCAUCAAGACGCUCGCCGAAUAUCUCGUACUCCCAGUCCAACUCCCAGUGAGAUACAGGCCCUCAAUCAGAAGGGAUUCUUCAAUUGGAAGUCCAUAUUCGACAAAAAGAUGAUGUGGACAAAAAAACGGAUCAUUAUUUAUAUUGCUCUAACCCUCGCCAUCGUUGUGGGUGCCCUCUUCAUAUUCUAUCAUGAUAAAAUCGUACAUGCAAUCCAACCAAAAGCCGACUGGAUGCACAGCUUGAAGUUUGGAUGGAUAAUCCCUAUAGCCAUUUUCUUUGUGAUAUCAUUCCCUCCGCUCUUUGGCCAUGAGAUACUGGCUAUCGUGUGUGGUCUCGUAUGGGGCAUAUGGAUUGGUUUCGGCAUAGUGGCAGCUGGCACUUUCAUCGGUGAAAUAGGAAACUUUUACGCCUUCAAGUACCUCUGUACAUCUCGCGGUGAGAAGAUAGAGAAAGGCAGUAUCAUUUACUCGUCUCUGGGAAGGGUCGUCCGUGAGGGCGGUUUCAAGAUUGCGUUGGUUGCCCGUUACAGCGCCAUCCCGCCUCACUUCACCACUGCACUAUUUGCAGUAUGCGGCAUGAACAUCUUUGUUUUCAUGCUGGCAGCAGCCCUGUCUAUGCCAAAGCAGUUCAUAACUGUGUACAUCGGAACUUUAUUGGAAACUGAUGCCACCUCGUCCGCCUCUACCAAGAACAAGAUCAUCAGCGAUGUCGUCGGUGUCGUCACCGUCCUGAUCACCAUUGCUGCCAUGUGGUAUAUCACCAGAGAAAUAAACCGUGUCAAACCACAAAUCGUUUACGAGCGCCGCAAAGCACGUCAAGCGAAAUUGGACGCCGAGGGUGAAUCACUGUAUCAAAACGGGGGCUCGAAUACCUCCGCAGUAUUCAACACCUCAGACACCACUCUUCCCCUUAACUCCUUCUCAGACGCCCCCUACGAUCCUCCCUACCAGCAAUGGGACAGCGAAGGCCGCGCCAUAGGCUACGCACCAGACCCACGCAUACAUGCGCCCCAACCUAAGAAACCGGAAAACCCGAACCCAUUCUCAGGUGACACAACCCCCACAUUAGGAACCAGGCCUCUCCGCCAAGAGAGCACGGACACUGUUGGAUGGGAGUUGCAGGCUAACGCCGCGCAGGGCCAGAGUUAUAGGUUGAGCGCGAUAGCAGCUGAGCCUAUGCGGAACCCGUAUGAGGGCGAGGAUGAGGGCGAGAUGGAUGCUGAGGAGGUUGUUGGUGGGGGGUAUCCGCCUGCCCUUCCGUCUCUUGCUGGACGGCCGUUGUCAUCUGGUGUUGGGCGGUCACCUUUAUCUGGUAUUGCCGCGUAUGCGCCGCCUCCUGGGCCUCCGCCUCCACCGUCGGGUGCUGGGUAUGCGUUCAGUGCACCGGGGCAUAGUUUUUCGGGGGUGAGUUCGCCGCCUCUGCCCAGUACGACUAGGCAGUAG